AUGAACAACAUGGGAAUAUCAUCGGAUAACAAUUCACUUCCUAUGAAUAAUUCACCAAGUGUUGCCGGCAAUAACAAUAAUAAUAAUGGUAACAAUGGUAAUUCUAUUAGACCGCCUAUUAUUAAGAAAUUAACAUCUAUUGUUACAAGUGGCGCAGAAUUACACGGUUCAUAUAUGAAUAGAAGUAGUUCGGCUCCUCCACAAGAAACACUCGAUGAACAACCAAAUACACCAACAAACACAAAUGCUAAUGAGCUCUAUAUUCGUUCUAAUCCUCAAUAUUAUGAUUAUUACUAUUCACACAAGAAUCUUAAUCCAAGACUUCCACCUCCAAUUCUUACUACUAGUUGGAGAAAGGAUGAGACUCAACCUCCAAGCUCACCUGGAGCUGUUGGUGAAGAAAAGAAGAGUAAACCAAGAUCAGUUUUGGAUCAAAUUCAACAAGAUUUUCCAAGAACACCUUCUCCAGUCUUCAAUCAAAUGAAUAAGGAUACAGCAGUCAUGUUUAACACAACUUCAAAUGGUGCUCAACAAGUUCUUCCACAAGAGUCUUCCACCUCUCAUCAUCAUUAUCCAAAGAUUCAACAACCUCAACCAAAGAAAGCUGGAAGAGGAGGUUACUAUGAAUCUAACAAUGAAAUGAUUGGAAAUAAUGUAAGGAAGGUUCCUUAUCCACAACACGGUUAUCAUCAAAACGCUGAUUUGGAUCAAGAGGAAGAACAAUUACAAGAACAAUUCCAACAUGUUAAUUUGAAUCAGCAACAACAACAACAAUGGAUGGGUUCUGCUGAUUAUCCUCCAAUGAUGUUUAAUGGACAACAACAACAAAUGGAAUAUUAUCAAAACUAUAAUAAGGUAGUAGUAAUGAGGGAUGGAAUGUAUACAAAUGCUCCAAAUAAUAUGAGAAAUCAAAUACCUCCUCAAAACGCACCACCAUAUUUUGGUGUUCCACCAUAUUAUGUUCAACCUUUUAUGGUUCAACCUCAAGGUUCACAUAUACCGGUUGAACAACAAAUGGUCUCUAAUAAUGUUCCAUAUGCUAAUCAAUUCCAUCAAAAUCAAUAUCCACAAUCACACCAUUAUCCUCCUCAAAAUAUUCAAAAGGUCGGAGGUCUUGUUAAUAAUGCUAAUACUUCACCAACCUCUGGUGGUAAUGUUAAUAAUCAACCAGUAAAUAGUAACUCUAAUUCGGCUCCAAACUCUAAUGGAGGCAAUAAGUCAGGAAGAGGUGAUAGAAACUCUGCAUCACAUGAUAACCAUUCAAGAAAAUCAAAGAAUCAUCAAAAUACAACUUCAGAACGUAGUGAACAACAAACUCAAAUGUCACCUCUCAUGGAUGAAUUCAAGAAUGGAAGAUCUGGCCGCAAGUUUGAACUUCAUGAUAUUGUUGGUCAUGUUGUGGAAUUCUCAAGAGAUCAACAUGGUUCCAGAUUCAUCCAACAAAAGUUAGAAAAGGCUUCAAAUAGUGAAAAGGAAUUAAUCUUUAAGGAAAUUCAACCAUAUGCCUUAUCAUUAAUGACUGACGUGUUUGGUAAUUAUGUUAUCCAAAAAUUCUUUGAAUUUGGUAAUGCUCCUCAAAAGAAGAAACUCUCAAAGGAAUUACAAGGAAAUGUCUUGAACUUGACCUUGCAAACCUAUGGUUGUAGAGUUAUUCAAAAGGCAUUGGAAGUUAUUGAUAAUGAUGAUAAGGAUACUGUUGUUAGUGAAUUAAAGGGUAAUGUAAUGAGGUGUGUACAAGAUCAAAAUGGUAAUCACGUCAUUCAAAAGUGUAUUGAACGUGUACCACCAAAGAUUAUUCAAUUCAUUGUCGAUGGAUUCAAAGGAAAAGUUUAUGAACAAGCUAUCCAUAAUUAUGGCUGCCGUGUCAUCCAACGUAUUUUGGAACAUUGUACAGAAGGUCAAACAGUCCCAAUUUUGCAAGAAAUUUUAGACAAUAUUUUGGCUUUGGUUGUCGAUCCAUACGGAAAUUAUGUUGUCCAACAUGUUCUCGAUCGUGGUAAACCAACUUUCAAGUCAUUGAUUAUUGCAGCCUUGAGUAAGAAGAUUCAAGAAUUGUCAAUCAAUAAGUUUGCUUCCAAUGUUAUUGAAAAAUGUUUCCAACAAGCCAAUAAGAAGGAACGUGACAAUAUGAUCACUGAACUCAUUGGAGAUAUCACAUCAAGAGAUAUUUCAGAGACUCCACUCUUUGCAAUGAUGAAAGAUCAAUUUGCAAACUAUGUCAUUCAAAAGAUUAUUGAAACUUGUGAUGCCAGUCAAAGAAAGACAAUUACUGAGGCUGUGAAACCACAUCAAGAAAAGAUCAAAAAGUUACCUUACGGAAAACAUAUUUUGAGCACCAUUGAAAAGGUCAAUGAACAACAAUUGUAAACAAAAGCUGUGUAAAAAGAAUGUAAACAAACAUCUAAACUAUAGCUAAGCUAUACUAAAUCGUGUAAAGGUAAAUUGUACAGGAGUAAUAAAUAAUG
Messenger RNA from Naegleria gruberi, 2465 nucleotides. Its product is annotated as Pumilio/Puf RNA-binding protein. The record is from RefSeq and is a predicted model, not a curated record. Gene Ontology annotation, molecular function: mRNA 3'-UTR binding. Gene Ontology annotation, cellular component: cytoplasm. The coding region runs from base 1 to 2367 and encodes 788 amino acids. Gene Ontology annotation, biological process: post-transcriptional regulation of gene expression. NCBI's taxonomy places the organism in Eukaryota, Heterolobosea, Eutetramitea, Acrasida, Naegleriidae. The transcript has a single exon.